Molecule: messenger RNA, 1215 nt
Organism: Kluyveromyces marxianus DMKU3-1042
Lineage: Eukaryota; Fungi; Ascomycota; Saccharomycetes; Saccharomycetales; Saccharomycetaceae
Gene: KYE1
Product: alkene reductase
Exons: 1
Coding region: 1-1215 (404 amino acids)
Molecular function (GO): FMN binding; NADPH dehydrogenase activity
Source: RefSeq, a predicted model, not a curated record
AUGUCCGCUGAAGAACCACAUUUUAUGUCCUUUGAGCCCAAACCAUUUGCCGGUACCAAUGCUCUCAAGCCAAUUAAGGUUGGAAAGUGCGAAUUGCAAAACAGAAUUGUGCUCCCACCAUUGACUAGAGUUAGAGCUGAUAUCAAUGGUGUUCCAGACGGUAAACUAAGUGGAGAGUACUACUCUCAGCGUGGCCAAAGUCCAGGUACUUUGCUGAUUACUGAAGCAGUUUCUGUUUCCAAGCAGGCUAGUGGUUUUGACCAUACUCCAGGGUUGUACAGCGAAGAGCAAGUUGAACAAUGGAAAAUUGUCACAGACGCAGUGCACUCUAAGAAGUCGUAUAUUUUCGCGCAGUUGUGGGCCACCGGAAGAGCUGGUAACCCAGCAUCUUUGGCCAGAGACGGGCUCCGUUACGACAGUGCUUCCGACGACGUAUACUUGUCCGAGGAUAUUAAGGAAGCUGCAUUGAAAGCCAAAAACCCUCAGCACGGCAUCACCAAAGAGGAAAUCAAGGAAUACGUUGCCAACUUCGCCAAGGCGGCCAAGAACGCCGUUGCUGCUGGUUUCGACGGUGUCGAAUUGCAUGCCGCUAAUGGUUACUUGGUGGACCAAUUCCUUGAUCCGGCUACCAACCACCGUACCGAUGAGUACGGGGGAUCCAUCGAAAACCGCGCUCGUUUUGCACUAGAAAUUAUCGAUGCCAUGGUUGAGGCUAUUGGCGCUGAAAGAGUCGCGGUCCGUUUGUCGCCAUUUGGUCGUUUCCAAGGUAUGUCUGGUUCCAAAAACCCUCUCUUCUUGGCCCAACACGCUUACAUCAUUGGUGAAUUGGAAAGAAGAGGUCAAGAGGGUAAAAGAUUGGCCUUUAUCGAUCUAGUCGAAGCUCGUCUUCCAAAUCCUUUCACUGAGGAGCUAGACGGUAAGCCAACUGAUUCCAGUGAUUUCAUCUACACCGUUUGGGAAGGUAUUGUCGUUAGAUCUGGUAACUUUGGUACUCAUCCAGACGUCGCAUUGAAGGUCUUUGAAAACGAAAGAACGUUGUUGGCCUAUGGUAGAGUAUUCAUCUCAAACCCUGAUCUUGUCUACCGUUUGGAAAAGGGCUUGCCUUUGAACCAAUACAACAGAUCCACUUUCUAUGGUGGUGGUGCCGUCGGUUACACUGACUAUCCAACUUACGAAGAGGCUGUAGCCAAGGGCUACAAGGUUGUGUCUUCUUGA